Conger conger (European conger) is the source of this 5611-nucleotide messenger RNA. RefSeq names its product sucrase-isomaltase (gene si). NCBI's taxonomy places the organism in Eukaryota, Metazoa, Chordata, Actinopteri, Anguilliformes, Congridae. Bases 18 to 5459 code for a protein of 1813 amino acids. Gene Ontology annotation, biological process: carbohydrate metabolic process. Gene Ontology annotation, molecular function: carbohydrate binding; alpha-1,4-glucosidase activity. The transcript is spliced from 48 exons. The record is from RefSeq and is a predicted model, not a curated record.
ACCCGGUUUCAAGUUGUAUGGGGAAGCGGAAGUUCUCAGGGUUGGAGAUCAUACUCAUCGUGAUGUUCCUGCUGGUGUCCGUGGUUGCAGUGGCCCUGAUUGCGCUGAUGGCCACUGGGGAGAACGGUGUCAUUAAGGAUGAUGGUGACGACAAGUUUGUUCCCGAAUGUCCAAUCAUGGCACUGGGAGAGAGAAUUGACUGUUACCCUGAUUCUGGAGCAUCACAGAGUUCAUGCAUUGCUCGAGGAUGCUGCUGGCAGCCACUUAAUGAGUCUUAUGUUCCAUGGUGCUUCUUCCCCACCAACCAUGGAUAUGAAGUUAUGACUCAGCAAAGCUCUGGACCAGGAAACCUAAAGGCCCAGCUGAAAAGGAUGCCUUCUCCCUCGCUCUUUGGAGCUGACAUAGAGGAGCUCACGUUCCACGCCGAAAUGCAGACAGCCAACCGCUUUCGAUUCAAGAUCACAGAUGCUCAGAAAAACAGGUUCGAAGUGCCUCAUGAGCAUAUAAAACCACCUGAGGGGCCACAGCCUGAUACCCACAACUAUAAGUUUGAGCUGGUCCAAGAUCCCUUUGGUGUGCGGGUGGGCAGGAAGUCUGGAAAAGUCCUGUUUGACACUACCAUAGGUCCACUGGUAUUUGCUGAUCAGUACCUACAGCUUUCAGCCAAACUUGCCUCAUCUAACAUCUAUGGACUGGGAGAGCAUGUCCAUCAGCGUUUCCGCCAUGACACAAACUGGAGGACCUGGCCCAUCUUCACCCGUGAUGCCUUCCCCAAUGGAGGAACCCAUAACCUCUAUGGCGCCCACACCUUUUUCCUGUGCCUUGAGGAUGAGAGUGGAAAAUCAUUUGGUGUCUUCCUUAUGAACAGCAAUGCCAUGGAGGUAACAAUUCAGCCAGCCCCAGCAGUUACCUACCGGACUAUCGGAGGCAUUCUGGACUUCUAUAUUUUUGUGGGAGAUACUCCAGAGGAAGUGGUCCAAGAAUAUCUUGAGCUGAUUGGCAGGCCGGUGAUCCCACCCUAUUGGUCGCUGGGCUUCCAGCUGUCCCGGUGGGACUACGGAAGCCUGGAGGAAGUAAAGCGCACAGUGGAAAGGAACCGCCAGAUUGAGCUGCCUUACGAAAUCCAGUACACAGAUAUUGACUACAUGGAAGACAAAAAGGACUUUACAUAUGAUGCAGUGAAAUUCAAAGACCUGCCUCAGUUUGCUGAUUACAUGCAUGCGAAGGGACAGAAAUAUAUUCUCAUUUUGGACCCAGCUAUUGCCACCAGUCGGAGGGUGAACGGGCCAUAUGAUUCGUAUGACAGUGGCACGGCGAAGAACGCCUGGGUGACAGAGUCUGAUGGGAAAACGCCACUACUGGGAGAGGUGUGGCCAGGGGAGACUGUGUUUCCCGACUAUACCAACCCUGCCUGCAUUGAGUGGUGGGCAGAUGAGAUGGAGAAGUUCUAUAAAGAAGUGAAGCAUGAUGCACUCUGGAUCGACAUGAAUGAGGUGGCAAACUUCAAGAAAGGCUCUAAUAAAGGAUGUGCUGCCAACAACCUGAAUUACCCUCCUUUUACUCCAAAAAUCCUAGAUGGUGUCAUGUACAGCAAGACUCUCUGUAUGGAUGCCAAGCAAACGUGGGGCGACAACUACGAUGUCCACAGCCUUUACGGAUACUCGAUGGUCCUGGCCACGGAAGUUGCUCUGAAACGAGUGUUUGGCAACAACCGGACGCUGAUGCUCACCAGAUCCUCCUUCCCCGGGGUGGGAAAGUACUCUGGACACUGGCUAGGCGACAAUGCGGCCAACUGGAAUGACAUCAAGUGGGCUAUCCCGGGAAUGCUGGAAUUUGGCCUUUUUGGGAUCCCUUAUAUUGGUGCGGACAUCUGUGGCUUUUUUGAUAACACCACAGAGGAGCUCUGCCGACGCUGGAUGCAAGUCGGGGCGUUCUACCCCUUUAGCCGGAAUCACAACGCACAGCAUUUUCAGCCACAAGAUCCAGCUAUAUUUGGUGCAGACUCACUGCUGGUGAAUACCUCCAAGCACUACCUGAAUAUCCGCUACACUCUCCUGCCUUACCUGUACACUCUCUUCUACAAAGCCCAUGUUCGUGGGGACACAGUUGUGCGGUCCAUGAUGCAUGAAUUCUACAGUGACAGUGCCACCUGGACUGUGGACCGGCAGUUCCUGUGGGGACCUUACCUUCUCAUCACACCUGUCCUGGACCCUGAUGUGGUCAGAGUCUGGGCAUAUAUCCCAGAUGCAGUGUGGUACGACUAUGAAACGGAAGAGCGACUGACAUCCCGUAAGCAGCAUCUCCAAAUGUACCUCCCUGCUGACAAAUUAGGCCUGCACAUCCGAGGCGGGGCCAUUCUCCCAACACAGAUUCCAGCCGUCACCACUGUCUACAGCCGGCUUAACCCCAUGGGGCUGAUCAUCGCACUUGAUGACGCCAACAGAGCUGCAGGAGAGCUAUUCUGGGAUGACGGUGACUCUCGAGACACGGUGUCAUCUGGCAAAUACAUCCAUUACAACUUCUCUUUGGAUUCCACCGUUCUGAGACUGCAGGCUCUGAACAAGGGUUACACCGAUCCCAACAACCUGAAGUUUGAGACCAUCACCUUCCUGGGUUUUGCUUACAAGCCCGCUAAUGUCACGGUCACCCAGGGCACCAACACCGUCCCUGUACCUCCUGCAAGCAUUACCUACAACGGCACCAAGCAGGUCCUGCGCAUCACGGGCCUGCAGCUGGAGCUGGGGCAGGACUACACCCUGGAGUGGGACAACACCAUGGAGAGGUUCGACUGCCACCCUGAAGAGCGCGCCACUGAGGAGACAUGCAAGGCCAGGGGCUGCAUCUGGGAGCCGUUCGACUCGUCGCCAAUCCCCUGGUGUUAUUACCCCAGGGACCAUGGUUACGCCGUGGAAAACGUGCAAGAAAACAACGAUGGCAUGUCCUUUGUGAUCCGAAGGGACAGCAAGCGCCAGAUCGCUCGGCGACCGGGCUCGCCAGAUAUUGACCUCCUGCAGGUGGAAAUCAAAUACCUCAGUGGUGACAUGCUGCAGUUCAAGGUGUAUGACCCUGCUAAGAAACGGUAUGAAGUCCCUAUCCCUUUAAAUGUGCCAGACAUACCAGAGACGGUUGAGGGGAAGAGGUUAUAUACGGUGAAGGUGGUGACCUUUCCUUUUGGGAUCGUCGUGGUGAGGAAGAGCACAGGAAGAGUCAUAUGGGAUUCUUCUCUUCCUGGCUUCACGUUUUCUGACCUCUUCAUUCAGAUAUCCACUCGCCUUCCCUCUAACUACAUCUAUGGGUUUGGGGAGACGGAGCACCAACAAUAUCACCACGAUCUGAACUGGAACACAUGGGGCAUGUUUGCAAAAGACCAGCCUCCAGGAUACAAAAUGAACUGCUAUGGUGUGCAUCCCUUCUACAUGGGAUUGGAGCAUCCUCACAAUGCCCACGGAGUUCUGCUGCUCAACAGUAAUGCCAUGGAUGUGACCCUCCAGCAGGUCCCAUCGCUGACCUAUCGGACCCUUGGUGGUAUCUUGGACUUCUACAUGGUUAUGGGGCCAACCCCAGAGAUGGUGGUACAGCAGUAUACUGCCCUCAUUGGUCGUCCAGUUAUGCCAGCAUACUGGUCACUCGGGUUCCAGCUCUGUCGUUAUGGAUAUGAGAAUGACACGGAAAUUUCAGAACUGUACCAAGAUAUGAGGAAAGCUGGCAUUCCCUAUGAUGUCCAGUAUGCAGACAUUGACUACAUGGAGAGGCAGCUGGACUUCACCCUGGAUAAAAACUUUCAGGGAUUACCUGCGCUGGUGGACCAGAUGAGAAAUGAGGGCAUGAAAUUCAUUUUCAUUCUGGACCCCGCAAUCUCAGGCAAUGAGACAGUGUAUCCUGCUUUCGAUCGAGGAGUCCAGGAGGACGUCUUCAUUAAAUGGCCCAGUGACAUCAGUAAUGAUAUUGUCUGGGGGAAGGUGUGGCCUGACUUUCCCAACGUCACGGUGAAUACUUCUUUUGACUGGGACUCACAAGUGAAGCUCUACAGAGCUUAUGCAGCCUUCCCUGACUUCUUCCGCAACAGGACCGCAAAAUGGUGGCUCAGAGAGAUUGAAGAAUUCUACAACAACAUAAUGAAGUUUGAUGGUAUAUGGAUUGACAUGAAUGAGCCAGCAAGUUUUGUCCAUGGUACCAUUGAUGGAAAAUGUCUGGGAAACCCCAUCUAUGACAAGCCACCUUACAUGCCUCCUUUGGAAUCCAAGUCCAUGGGACUGAACCACAAGACACUGUGCAUGAACAGUGAGCAGUUCCUUCCUGACGGAACUCCGGUCAAGCACUACGAUGUCCACAACCUGUACGGCUGGUCUCACACCAAACCCACUUACGAUGCCUUGUUGAAUGUCACCGGGGAGCGAGGGAUCGUGGUGACUCGGUCGACAUACCCCUCGAGUGGGAAGUGGGCAGGUCACUGGCUCGGAGACAACUAUGCUGGCUGGGACCAGCUGCACAAGUCCAUUAUUGGAAUGAUGGAGUUUAGUUUGUUUGGAAUCCCGUAUACUGGUGCCGAUAUCUGCGGCUUCUUUGGUCAACCUACUUAUGAGAUGUGUCUUCGCUGGAUGCAGUUGGGCGCAUUCUACCCUUAUUCCCGUAAUCACAAUGGGCUAGGCAACCCAAGACAGGACCCGGUGGCCUGGGAUGAGAAGUUUGCGAAUGCAUCGCGGGACGUGUUGAACAUCCGCUACACCCUGCUGCCCUACCUCUACACGCUGAUGUUCCAGGCCCACAGCGAGGGCAGCACUGUGGUCAGGCCCCUGCUCCACGAGUUUUUAAACGAUGAGAUGACAUGGAAGAUAGACAGGCAGUUCCUCUGGGGUCCUGCUCUGCUCAUCAGUCCAGUUUUGGAUUUGUCAGUCAACGCCUUGCCGCUGAGGGCUUACAUACCAGAUGACCGUUGGUUUAACUAUGAUACAGCAAAAGACAUAGGAAUUCGACGCAGCUGGGUGGAUAUGGUGACCCCCUGGGAUAAGAUCAACCUCCACGUACGAGGGGGACACAUCCUUCCCUGGCAGAAACCAGAGAACAACACGCACUACAGCCGGAAGAAUCCCCUAGGGCUCAUCGUUGCUCUGAGCCCGGAAGGAAAAGCUGAUGGCUCGCUGUUCUGGGACGAUGGGAAAAGCAUCGACACGUAUGGAAAAAAACAAUACCUCCUGGUUUCUUUCAAUGCCAGCAAGGGCUCCCUGGAGAACCGUGUGGUGCACGAUGGACUUGCCCCCGCUGACAGACUGGUACUGGGGGAAGUGAAGGUAUGGGGGGCUGGGCAGGUGCCAGUGAAAACUGUGGCAGUGCAGAUUGGAGCAGAGGCACCUGUCCCUGUUACCUUCACUCACAACCCCAUCAAUCAGGAACUGAAGAUAGAUUUUUCAACAAUACCUGUUUCAGUGGAGCAGGCCUUCAUCAUGACUUGGUCUUCUUAAUUAAUUCACAUGUACAUAAUAACAAACCUGUUAUUGACCAGAAACCAUAUGAAACAUUUAUUAAUAAUAAUAAAAAAUAAAAAAAGUAUAAUAAUAAUGAUAAUAAUAAUAGUACAGAUAAGUAAAAUGAGCAAUGUUUUAAUAUAAAUAAA